This is a messenger RNA of Brassica napus (rape), 950 nucleotides long. RefSeq names its product annexin D8. Gene Ontology annotation, molecular function: calcium ion binding; calcium-dependent phospholipid binding. The record is from RefSeq and is a predicted model, not a curated record. Bases 3 to 950 code for a protein of 315 amino acids. Lineage: Eukaryota; Viridiplantae; Streptophyta; Magnoliopsida; Brassicales; Brassicaceae. The transcript is spliced from 6 exons. Gene Ontology annotation, cellular component: cytoplasm.
GAAUGGCCACCAUUGUUUCUCCUCCACAUUUCUCCCCUGUUGAAGAUGCUGAAAACAUCAAGAAGGCUUGCCAAGGAUUUGGAACCGAUGAAAAGGCCAUCAUCUCGAUCCUUGGACACCGGAACUUGUUCCAGAGGAAACUCAUAAGACAAGCUUACCAGGAGAUAUACCAUGAGGAUCUCAUUCACCAGCUCAAAUCUGAGCUCUCUGGCGACUUUGAGAAAGCUAUAUGUUUGUGGGUUUUGGAUCCUCCAGAGAGAGAUGCUCUCUUGGCCAACUUGGCUCUUCAAAAGCCUGUUCCUGACUGCAAGGUCCUCGUCGAGAUUGCUUGCAUGAGAUCCCCUGAAGAUCUAUUAGCUACCAGGCGUGCUUACCGUUGCCUCUACAAGCGUUCUCUCGAGGAAGACUUGGCCUCCCGUACUACCGGCCACAUCAGGAAGCUCUUGGUUGCAACGGUGUCUGCUUAUAAGUAUGAUGGGGACGAAAUUGAUGAGACUCUGGCGCAUUCAGAGGCUGCGAUUCUUCAUGAUGAAAUCGUCGGUAAGGCUGUUUAUCACGAAGAAACGAUUAGGGUGAUAAGUACAAGGAGCAGCGUGCAGCUCUGCGCAAUCUUCAACCGCUACAAGGAUAUCUAUGGAAGAUCGAUCACUAAGGAUAUCCUCAGCCACCCUACAAAUGAGUACCUGAGUGCACUGCGUGCAGCAAUCAGGUGCACCAAAAACCCUAACCGGUACUACGCAAAGGUUUUGCGCAAUGCAAUCAACACAGCAGGGACUGAUGAAGAUGCUCUGACCCGUGUGAUUGUCACACGAGCAGAGAAGGACCUGAAGAAUAUCACUGAGCUGUAUCACAAGAGGAACAAUGAGAGCCUCGAUCAAGCCAUAGCAAAAGAGACAUCAAGGGACUACAAGGCUUUUCUUCUAGCCUUGCUAGGACACGGAGGAAUCUAG